AUGCGAACCUCAUCCUCGUUGAGUCUCUUGGCCCUCGUGGCCGCCGCCCGAGCCUGCGACUCGGUCUCGCCCUGCCAAAAGUCGGCCGACGCCGUCCCCGUGUGCGCCAAGUCGUGCAUCGAGUCGGCCGCCGUGACGGCCGCCAAGUGCCAGACGGCCGACUACGCGUGCCAGUGCUCCAAGAGCGACGUGAUCCAGGGGGCCGCGCUGGCGUGCGUCACCGACGGCUGCGGCCUCGAGACGGCCCUGCAGGUAGUGACUUCGGUGCAGGCUUUGUGCAGCUGCGUCACGGCCAGCCCGACGACGCCUUGUACGAGCGCCACGGCCACCACGACACCGACGGGCGGCCCCGGCAGCACCUCGACUGGUGGCUCUGCUACCCCGACGUCGACGGAGACUGUGUCCAGGACGACGACGUCCUCGGGGGGCAGCUCGGGGACUGGAAGCAGCAGCACGGGGCCCGUCACCUCGUCGUCGGGGGGAGCCACGACGACUGUUGUGCAGACGGACACGACCACGCUGCCCUGCUCGACUUCUUCCGCCAGCUCCGCCCCCGGAUCCGCCUCCUCGUCCUCGUCCGGGGCAGAGACCUCGGCGGUCAGCACCGGCGGUCAGCCUUGCCCUGGAUGCACGGGCGUCAAGACGUCCACUACCGCCGGAGGUAGUGGCGGCGGCGGCGGCGGCGGCAGGAGCAGCAGCGGUGGCGCGUCCCCAACCCAGAGCGUGCCGGUGACGGCCUCGGCCGGCCGCUCUGAGCUCAGUAUCGUGGCGGCUGUCUUUGCCACGUUCUGGGCGGUUGCGAUUGCUCUUUAA
Molecule: messenger RNA, 813 nt
Organism: Purpureocillium takamizusanense
Lineage: Eukaryota; Fungi; Ascomycota; Sordariomycetes; Hypocreales; Ophiocordycipitaceae
Exons: 1
Coding region: 1-813 (270 amino acids)
Source: RefSeq, a predicted model, not a curated record